Messenger RNA from Cephus cinctus (wheat stem sawfly), 1464 nucleotides. RefSeq lists its product as uncharacterized. Gene Ontology annotation, molecular function: catalytic activity. The coding region runs from base 79 to 1407 and encodes 442 amino acids. NCBI's taxonomy places the organism in Eukaryota, Metazoa, Arthropoda, Insecta, Hymenoptera, Cephidae. The record is from RefSeq and is a predicted model, not a curated record. The transcript is spliced from 2 exons.
GCAGGGAAACUGAAACCUGCAAUUAUAGCGUUAUCGGAAACGCGGGUGACUGCUGAAAUUAAAGACAGUGAACUGUAUAUGACGGGAUAUAGUGUAAUUAGGUGCGAUGCAGAGAAUAGGAUCACAGGAGGUGCCAUACUAUAUGUAAGAGAUGGUAUAAAAUAUGACAUAAUAAUGAAUAACAAAAUAGAAUCAAUCUGCUGGAGUGUAGCAAUCGAAGUCAAUGAUAAUAUAUAUAAAGGAGUGAUAUUAGUGGUGUAUCAUUCACCGAGUGCGUCAGAUGCGGAAUUUAUAAGACACAUCGAGGAUGUGUCGGAGGAGCUAUCAAUAAAAGGGGAUUUUCUAAUAAUAGGAGACUUUAACAUAGAUGUCACGGUAAACUCGUUCUAUAAAAAACAAUUAAUAGCAGGAAUGUUAAGCCUAGGAAUGAAACAAUAUGUUAAUGAGCCAACGAGAGUAACAAAGGAUAGCCAAACAAUUAUAGAUCUUGUAUUUGCGAAUGUAAGCGUACGAUUGCAGGUGGUACAUGAACCAAAAAUAACAGACCAUGCAUGGAUAAAAAUAGAAUUAGGAAUGGGCAAUACGGAGAGUACACCUAGAGAAUAUAAGUCCAGGAAUUAUAGUUUAAUAGAUGAGCAAGUAUUUGCAACAGUUUUGAAAAAUUCUGCAUGGCAUUGGUCACAUGAGGAUAUAAAUCAAAAAGCAACGAUACUUGUUGAUAAUAUUGUAGGGACGUUGAAUAUAUUAGCACCAAAAAGGAUUGUUAAGAUCCCGGAUGUAUGGGAGGGCAAAAGGUGGUUUACAGAUGAAAUAAAAAGGGCGGCGGACAAAAGGGAUAACGCCUACACAGAAGCAAGGUACAAGGAAACGGAUAAUAGCUGGGAACAAUUUAAGGUAGAGAGAAAUGCUGUAGUUAAACUGAUAAGACAAAAGAAAAAAGAAUACUACGAGGAUAUGAUAGACAGAAACAGGAGUGAACCCAUAAAAAUGUGGAAAACCUUGAAAAAACUAAUUCGAGGAGAGACAGUAGGAAUAAGAGAAACUGGAAACAUAGAUUUUGAAAUAUUGGAUGAGAAGACGAAAGGAAAUAUAGCGGAUAAAUUUAACAUAUUUUAUGUUGAAAGUAUUAAUAAGAUAGUAAGCUCAAUAGCGAAUGAUUCAUAUGGAAGUCCACGUAGAAGAAGAAUCCUGAUUGGGGAUAGUGUAGGGAAUAAAAGAAUCAUUGAGAAAUUUCAGGAUGUCGGAAUAGAGGAACUCGAGAAAAUUGUCAAAGGACUCCCCAAAAAAAAGGGUACAGAAGAAGGAAUAUCAAGUGAAAUACUAAAAAUGGCAUUCAGUGCAAUAAAACAGAAAUUUGUUGAUAUAAUCAACGGAUCCCUAAAUGAGGGCUGUUGUCCUGAUAGUUGAAAAAAGUCCACGAUCAUACCAAUCCCAAAGAUAGAUAGAGCCAUAAAAGCAAAGGAU